Molecule: messenger RNA, 8979 nt
Organism: Caenorhabditis auriculariae
Lineage: Eukaryota; Metazoa; Nematoda; Chromadorea; Rhabditida; Rhabditidae
Source: the annotation of a GenBank genome assembly
AUGGCGGAAAUCAACGAAAGAGCUUCAACUUCAUCGCCGCCGGUUCCUUCAACGCCGGCUCCGACGCCUCAUAUCCGUCAGCUAGCCGACAACAUGUACGACAAGGUCGGACAGUUCCUCAAUACCCAAAUCCAAGGUUCGUUCAUUAUUAACUAUUAUAUGAAAGUAUGAAGAUUAUUCCAAAUGAGUACCUUUCCAAAAACGUUUUUUCUCUUUUGUUUUUUAUUUUCAUUCAAUAAUAUUUUCUUGAACUAGUCAGUUUUAAAAGGAAAUUUAUUGGCAGCACAGAAAUCUAUAUCGUUUUAUUUCCAGGCACCGUUGAAGAGUACAAACUCCUGGAGAACAUGAACUUGACGACGGCCCAGAGGUUUUCAGGAACCUAUCAAAAUAUUUUUAAAUAAAAUUGCUUAGAUACGUUGAUAUGAAGGUGGUUGCUGAGAAAGUCGCGACAAAACUAGAUGUUUUGAAUGAGAAAUGUGAGGAAAAUCAUAAGAACUGCUGGAAUUAAUUGUUCUAUUACAGAUGAAUCACUACGACCGUGGCUGACGCAAAUCGACGCCAUGGAUGAGAGUACCAGGCGUCUCGAGGAAGCCACCAUCAUCCUCGAACAGUACGUCAGCGCUCUCGGUUCGUUGCUUUGAAGUUGUCAAGAAAGGAUGAAUUUUAGCGUGAAAAGAGCAGGUAUUCGAAGUUAUUGAGUACGAUUUGUCUCCUUAAAGAGUUUUUUCGGUUUUUGGCAUAUUGUCCCAGUAGAAACAAUAUUUUUCCCUUACCCUUCUGUCGAAAAAAUUUUGAUUAAAAAACCGAUUAAGAUGUCCAUUAACUUUUGAAAGUUAGAGAAGUUUAGAGACCAGAAAAGUGUGGCAUUUUCUUUCAAUUUAAGGUUUUUUUCGCUUUACGAUCGCUCUGUCAUAAAAAUACAGUUUUUUUGUUCAGAAAAUUAAUUUGAAAUAUUGACAAAACGAAAUUCUUUGCAGAAGACAAGCUGAAAAACGCUGCAGCAGAGCUGAUUUUCAUCCGAUAUAACCGCUUUUUUUCAAGAAAAAUCCCUCCGACGCUUCACUUCACUUUCAAUUGUAUAUUUAAUAUAUUUAGCGGCACGCUUCAAAUUUUAAGUUUUCGCAAUUUUUCAUGGUUGUGGCAAUAAAUUAUAUUGAAUUCUAGAAUGGUUUGAGUCGUGAAAGUUGGAAAUUCAUUCGUACUUCACGGUUUUUUUAUUAAGUAAGUUUUAAUGAGGUUUUUUUUUUGUAAAGAAGCUGAUUAACUUGGAAAAAAAAUUUUCGAGUGGAUUAUGAUUAAAAAUUAAUGCCGUGUUCAAAGAGAUUCCGCGAAAUGCAAAAUAGCCGUUAGAUAAAGAGAAAUAAAACUAAAGUUUGGAGAGUUAGAGACCGAUUUUCCUUUCGCGGAAAUCGACGCUUGGAGAGUUAGAGACCGAUUUUCCUUUCGCGGAAAUCUGAAAUCGACGCCAGAAUGCACAAAAUCGUCAAAUCGAAGCCAAUAAUCUACAUGCAAUUCAGGAGGUUGUUGUUUUCCGAUUCUUCCAUUUAUUUGCUUGUCGGUCCAUAUUAGUACAAAAAAGUGGCAAUUUUGCUGACUACGAUCUAGCCUCUACACCACGUUCUAGUUUGUUUUGCCUUGAUAAGGAAUAACUUUCGAACCACUCAGUUAUAAGCUUCCUUGUCCUUUUUUUCUCUGAUAUUUAAAAAGAAAAUAAUAUUAAUUUUUAUCAGCUGAAGAAUGACGACGCCGCUGAUCGACGAGUACCGGAAAAAGGCGACUUUUGACUGGAAAAAGUUGAAAACGACGAUUGAAGGCGAGGAACACGUCGCUUUGAAGGUUGUCUAGAUAAUUAUUGGUGUUUUUUCUUCUAGAGACACUUAAGCAGCCACUGUAUAGUGAGAUCUUGAUACGAUUUUAGAUUUUCUUUUUCUGCUCAAGUUUUUUGAAAUCUUCAGUCUCAAGCAUCUUCGAAGUGGUCACUUAAGAAACCACUCAAAUUUUUCCUUACUCUAUUUUUAUAGCCUGGAUCCACAGGUUCUGCUUGAAGCUCAAAGGUGGCCACUAAGAGGUAAAAACUCUUAAGGGCCCACUUAAACUUCUAACAAGGCGCCAAGUCAUUCCUAGUAUGACCAGUGUUGUUUUCAUGAAUUUGAAGAUGUUACCUCUAGGGACCACUAGAAUUUUCUCUUUGAAUAGAAAAGACACGUUCUGCUUGAAGCUCUAAAGUGACCCCUUAAAUCGGAAAACUCUUAAGAAGCCACUUAAACUUCUAUCAAGGCGCCAAGUUAUUUCUAGUAUGACCAUUUUUGUUCCCAUGACUUCAAAGGUGUCUCAUCUAGGGACCACUAGAACUUUCCCUCAAAGAAGACUUCAGGAAGAGAUCUACAAGCGACUGGAAGCGUGUCCCGAGUUCAAAAGAGACUACCGGGUCCUGAGCCGCGAGGAGCAACGCGAGGUCAACUACCGCCGAUGGAGGAAGAUCGUCGAGAUGGACUUGUUCACAGAUGUUUCCUAAGCUCUCUUGGGCAUCAUGAAUCUCUAAUCCUUCAGCCCUACGCCGACAUCGAAAGGUUCCACGCUCUGAGCGAGGUCCUCGAGCAGUACGACCAGGGGCUUUCGGGGCGGCUCUUCCUCCACGCCAACGUCUUCGGUGCCGCCGUCCAAUCGAUGGGCACUGAGAGGCAUGCCAAGCUUCUGGAGAGGAUCCACAACAACGAGGUUGGUGCCAGGAUAACAGGGAUUUGAAUGGGGGGAGGGGGGACUUUUUCUUUUUCACUCCCUGGCAAUGAUUUCUGGACAUCUUUCAGGAUUCCUGAGGGUUUUGGGCAAUAAAAAAAGGUUUUAGAGAUUGAAGAUCAGGUUUUCCUUGAAACUUACAUUGUCAGUAUAACAUAUGAAAGAUUUAUUCAGUCUUCAAAGAAUCAUGGAAUAAUUGAAGAGUUGCCGGCUCUCAAAACUGGCGUUGACCAAGUAGUUCAGCACGUUCAGUUUUAGACAAUUUUGAGAAUUCAGCUGCUUCUCCAUGUAGGGACAGUAUAGUCCGUUCAGAUUUUGAAUGUCAAGUAGAAUGACGUCAUUCGAAAAUGCUCUGUGGAUGGCUCGCUCUCUGAUUGGUUUAUCGCGCCAUUAGGGGGCGGAGCUUGAGCGAGGACUUGACAUUUGAAAUCUGAACAGACUAUACGGCGCUCAGCUUGUCCAGGGUUAAUGAAUUUUUAAGUUUAUGCAAUCCUAUAGAGCUUCUUAUUGCGUUUCGAAUGUCAUUUUUGAAUUUCCGAAAAAGUUUCAAAAGUAAAAGUCAAGUUUUACUCAAACAAGGACCGGAAAAACCUGGACAAUGUGGCCCUGAUACCUCGAAACAAACUGAGCGGGCCCCUUCAAGCUUUACACAUAUUACCUGGCCAGGUGGUCGGAUGCUUCUGCUUGACGGAGGUGAGCCACGGCUCGAACACGGCCGAGAUGCAGACCACUGCGACUUUCGAUGCGGGCGAGCUGGUCUUCGACACGCCCAACGACGGCGCCAUCAAGUGCUGGGCCGGAAAUCUUUGUGAGAUCAAAAAAGUUUAUUCAGUCUUCAAAGAAUCAUGGAGUUCUUGGUAGAGUUGGUAUUGAUAAAAAAAAGGGAACUUUUUCUCCGAAUUUUCUCAAAAAAAAAAACCUUGUUAUGUAAUACUGUGAUGGCCCGAUAUUUGUGACGUCAGAAGCAUAGGAAUUCAAAGCAAUCCAAUCCCAGAAAUGAGAAAAAUUGGACCCACUCCAUCAGAACUGUUUUUUGCUCUACUUCUGACCUCAGGUCAAUGCUUGACCUUCCCCUCUCUUUCUCUACUUUUUGGUCAUAAAUCUUACUUUUUUUCCGUCCCUUUUGAUUCUAUUUUCAUGAAUCAUUACACAGUGGCCUAUUUGAACUUUGGAUGGAAUCUAAAAAUUUAUAGCUGAAAAUAAUUAUUUUUUAACUCACGAAAAUCUUAUGUAUCAUCAUCAUGUUCAAAAAAUGUUCAGGUUUUAUUUUAAAAUCCAUUUUUCUCGGCUCGGAACUGUUCUGCACGGCAUAUGUUGUGUGUGUGAAGCGUUCGCGAUGAUUUUUUCAAUUUCCCGCCUUUUUUGGGCUUUGAUCCUUCCGAAAAGGUGCUUUGAACAAAUGAAGAUGUUUUCUGAAAAAUAAAUUUAAUAAUUUGGUAAUUUUUCGGAUUGACGCCUGAAACAAGCUUCGAAUUUUGAAUUUUCGAAGAAACUGGUCAAAAUUUCCAACUUCCAGCCCACUCCUCCACCCACGCCGUCGUCUUUGCCAAGCUCAUCGUCGGCGGCAAAAAUGAAGGUCUCCACGCCUUCUGUCUCCAGAUAAGGUGUGCUUCGUGAGCUUCACAACGAGAAUCUAUCUCCAGAAACCCGGAGACGUUCGAAUCCUUGCCGGGGAUCACGAUCGGCGACAUGGGCGGCAAGCCAGGCGUCUGGAACGGCGUCGAGAACGGCUGGAUGGAGUUCAAAGGACAUCGGGCGCCUCUUCUUGCCCUCCUCAACAAGGGAUGUGACGUCACGCCGGACGGUCGUUACGUCACGAGCUACAAGUCGGCCAGCGAGCGGCAGAGCGUCAGUCUUGGCACUCUUUCUGUUGGAAGGUAUAUCACAGCAUAGGCAAAGUCGGAAGGGCCCUUUGAGGGUCCGAAGCGGGUGGCAACGGUUCCUUUUUUACUGCCCUUUUCCGUCCUUUUAUCGGCCUUCAUCCACCCUUUUUGGACCCUUUUGAGUAACAUUUUUAAAUUGAGAAUAAUUCUACCAGUGACUGUGUAUGAACCAAAAUGUUCUACAGUAAUACGAUUGAAAAUCACCAAUGGCCGAGUCUUUCAGCACCCUUUUUGAGGUUUUUUUGCCAACCAACAAAGAAAGGCUCAAUAAAGGUCGCAUAACGGAACCCUUUUAGAGCCCAUUUUGCACCCUUUUUGCGGCCUCUCUCCUUUUGAGGAUUUUUAGCUCACUAAGGCUCAAUAAAGGCCGCAAAAUGGAACCCUUUGAGCAGCAUUUUUGCAGUCACCCCCAUUUUGCGCCCGUUUUCCUCACUUCCGACUUCUCGGGCAAAGUCGGAAUGGUGUAUAAUGGCUGCUAAAAGGGAGAGGCUCAAAAAAGGCCGCAGACAGGCAGCAAAAAGGCAGCGAACGGCAGCAAAAAGGCAGCGAAAGGCAGCAAAGAGACUCCCUUUAUCGAGCCUUCCAUUUUUCUGGGAUUUUAAAGGCUCGAGAGAUGGUGGAGAAACGGAGAGGCAGCAAAAAUGGUGCAUAAGGGCUGAGAAAAUGGUGCAAAAAGGCAGCAAAAAGAGAGCCUUCUUCACCCUAAAAGGAACAUUUCUAUGGUCCUUUAUGGACCCUCGGAGGGUCCUUCCGACUUUGCCUAUGUUUGGUAGUGCAGUCUAGAAGUUAACUGAAAUCUUCGACUCGAAAUAGUUUUGGUUUAGACGGGGAAGUUGGAGUAGAAACUAGGCAAUCUGAAGAGAUUUUAGAGAAAUAAAGAUACUCUAACUUCCUUAAAUACUCUCUGGCUCCAGUCAAACCUAAUACAUUGAAUUAAAAGGAAGACCUAAGAAGAGAGACCCUCUAACUUCUCUGGAGUCUCUUCGAGUCGUUACUGCCUUAGCUCUUGGGCUCAUUUUUUUCUGGUUUAUUUUAUGAAACUGAUCUUUAGGCAGCUGAGAAAAAAAAACAAAAAGGUGCGGUUUUUUCAGACUUGGCAUCAUUGCCAAGGGAAUGAUGGCUUGUCAGAUGGGAUCUACGAUCGCGAUUCGGUACAGUGUGGCAAGACGACAGUUCGGACCCACCAAAGGAUGUGAGUUUUGUAUGGGGAAUAAAGGGGGAUAGAGCGAUGUUAAAAUAAUUGAGCCAUCAAUCUAAAAUUAAUAAUUUUCGGCGAAAUAAUAAAAGUUCUGACAGUGUCGGAAGUUUCGAAAGCAUUGGCAGGAAGGGACAUUUUUCUGCGGCCUUUGCCAGGAUUCUGAAAGCUUAAGAGAGUAUACGUUCGAAUUUUCGAAGCUAGAGAGCGCUGGUAAAGAAGAGGGCGUUUAGAGAAAAAAAGAAGCACAUCCUCUCAUUUUUGAACGCUCUCUAUCUUCCGCAAGCCCCGAAUCGUCGAACCUAAAAAUUCAAAAAGGGGGGAAAAAUCGCGAAGUAAAGCUUUUAAAUUACUUUCUUUCUGAGCUGAACGGAAACGGGCAAUGAAACUUACUGUUAUGAGAAUUCAGGUGAGAACGAAGUGCCAGUUCUGGAGUAUCCGAUGCAGCAGUACCGAUUGUUCCCCUACUUGGCAGCUUCUUUCGUCAUCCGAAUCUUCCAUCGGAGAUUUGUCGAGCACUUCACUGAGUACAUGAUUCGCGUGAUGCAGGGCGACAAAUCCGAAGAAAUGGUAAGCUUUUGGGAGAAAAUUUAGAGUUAUUCCUGACUAAGUGAGAGCGGUAUGUCUACCGUAAGAACUUAGCGACGCGACUUUCUAAAACUUGAUUAAAUAUUUUGCCCUCUUUCAAGUUCAAGGAAAAGAGCAUGGCUUGUCUGCGCUCUACGCUAAACAGGCCCUAUCUCUUUCCUGAUCGUGUCAGGACCCCUUUUUCGACGUUUCUCGUGCUAUGCCUACUUUCCAGGCCGAGUUCUCAAAAGAAGUCCACGCGCUGUCCUCGGGAGCCAAACCGGUUUCCACCUGGUUCGGCGUUGAAGCGUUGGGAGAAGCCCGGAAAGCCUGCGGCGGUCACGGAUACCUGCACCUGUCGCGUCUGAACGAACUCCGCAACGAUAAUGACCCCUCGCAGACCUACGAGGGCGAGAACUUCAUGAUCCUCCAGCAGUCCAGCAACAUCCUACUAGCCAAGGUUUUUUUUUCGAAUCUAAUCCAAAUUUGAGAAAGAAAUAGCUAGCAAUGACAUUCUAUAGCCGAUCCAUGGCUAACUUGAGACGCAGAGGGGCGUGGCCUGUCUGCGCUCUCCAUCCUUUAAGCACUGUCUAUUUUUUAAAAAUCGUGAUAGGACCUUUUUUUUUCAUCGGCUCAAGCCGUAAAUCAGCUAUAUCAUUUAGAAACUACAGAGUGGUCCCUCUAGGGGUAACUUAGGGCUCUCAAAAAAGUUCCCAGAGAUCUCUUGAUUUCCCACACUGUCUCGCGGAUGGUUCGAGGAUUUAUUUUUUUGAGCAAUUCUAGAAAAUCAUAGCUGGUUUCUUUUCUGUAUAUAAAUAGUUCACGGCUAGCUUGGGACGCUAAGGGGCGUGGCCUGUUUGCGCUCUCCACGAUCCAAACACUAUCUCGUGCAUCAUCGUGUCAGGACCCUUUUUUCGAUAGCUCAAAUCAGCCGUGAAUCAGCUGUAGCCGCCAGUUCUCUUCGUAUUUAAAGUUUACUAACCGGCCCUUCAGAGUCUGAUUGGCUGGCCACGCCCUUUUCCGCAGUUUUGGCAAGCCAAUUGGAGAUUUUAGAAGCUCAUGGUUUGAAAAGCUAUUAUCGAACUUUUUCCAGGCGCAAGCCGGACAAAAUGUCAAGACGCCUAUGAACACGAUGAAUUUCUUCAACAGCAAGCCGACCAAGUUCUCCGGCUGGAGUGAAGACGUCGUCAAAGGUUGAAUAGACCCGAAAUUCAUGAUUUUAAGCGGGAAAUUCAGAUGCCCUCGACGCCUACAAGUUCCUGCUCUUCUACACGCUUAGGAUCUCGAGCGAAGACGCCGAUCGGCUGAAGAAGGCCGGAAAGAACUCGUUUGACGUCAGGAAUGAUAUUCAGGUUCACGUCUCCGUGAAACAUUAAACUUAUAUAUUUUAUUUCUAGGUCCACCGAGCUUUGACCUUGUCGAUCUCCUACACGGAGCACACGAUAAUUGACUGGGCACAUCAAUUUUUGGACACUGUUGAGGAUAGGGACGUCCGAGAGGUGGAGCUUCUUGACUAAUUUUUCUGAGCCCUAUAGUUACCACUAAACCUUUUUGAGUACUCUGGGAGAGUAUCAGAAACUUUGGCAAAAGGACUAGCUGAAAAAAGAUCACUAAAUGGAUCCUAUAAGCUUUUAAACUUUUUUAGGGCUUCAGAGGCCAAUAAAAGAGUGAGAAAACAAGAAAGUCAUUAGCAGCUGAUAAAAGGGUGCAAAAGUAUAAAGUACCCCUUUUUCAGCCUUCAAGAAAUAAUUUUAGGGGAUUCAGAUUGUUUUUUUCAUGUUUAUAUUUUCCAGGUUCUGCGAAAAUGCGUCUCCCUCUACGCGUUGUUCGUAUUGGAACGUCAUCUUGCGACUCUUUACAUUGGUAAUGAAGCAGUCAUUACGAGAAAAUAAUGUACAUUUCCCAGCCGGCUACGCUACCGGCGGCGAGUUCGGCGAGCAACUCCGGCAGAAGCUCCGGGAACACGUCGCCGCCCUAAAAGACGAGGCUUUAGCGCUGGUCGACGCCGUCGCGCCUCCUGAUUUCGUCCUCAACUCGGCUCUUGGAACAGCUGACGGAAAGUGGGUUGAGAAACUCUUGGAGGGCAUGAAAUUGGACUCAAAUAACUCCAAAGUGAUUAAUCAUCAUGAGUGAUCCCUAGAGGGCCCUUGAGAUUUAGCUUGUUUAAACAGUGUCUGAUAUGUCUGUUCUCUCUUUUCUCUCGCCGAUGAGAUCAUAGAAACAUGAAAACAGCGCGUAAAAACGAGAGCCCACAGAAACCAGACGGUUUUUCUAGUAAAAACUUAUCACUAAAGACUUCCGAGGUGCGUCUGGUUUUUGUUACCCAUGUCCGAGCUGUGAGAACAUUGGAAGUCAAGUAUUGAUUUUUUUUUUUUCACAUGGAGCACAUUUUGCACACCUAUAUAAGCCACAUACAGCCUUUUCAUCCAUUUUUGGUUUAACAUAAUUUUUCCGAGACCCUCUAUGAAAAGUCCCCGUUUCAGAGCCUACGAGCACAUCAUGAAGGAGUUCCGGGCCCACACCGACGAGAGGCCCGCAUGGCUCGCCGACCUUGGCCAACUGCUCAAGAAGAACGCUCAGAAAUCGAGCAAGCUUUAG